GCAAAAGGACAUUGGGAGUCUCAGGAAAGCGAAGAAAAAAGUAAAAGAAGAAAUGCAGAGACACAGAGAGCCAAAACACGCCGAGACUUGAGAGUAGUUUUAAAAUAGACGAAAGUAAAGUUACUUGAGAAAGCAAAGAGAAAUGGUGUUAAUGGUCAAACAACAGCUUGGUAGAGGAAAGAAAACUCGUUUAUGGGGAGGAGUAUUUCUUUGUUGGCUCUUCUUCAUCUUGAUUACUCCAAAGUUCUCUUUUUACCCAGAACACCACCUUUUUGCUGAUAUGCGCAAUUUUCUUGGAGUGCCUAACACCUUGAAUGUGAUCACAAAUUUUCCCUUUUUGAUUGUGGGUGUUAUGGGGUUUGUUCUCACUCUCCAAGGAAGCUUUUUUAACAUCAGUUGCCGAGGAGAGGUUUGGGGUUGGGCUCUAUUCUAUGCAGGAAUAGCAGCUGUGGCGUUUGGUUCUGUUUAUUAUCAUCUUAUGCCUGAUGAUGAUAGGGCAAUGUGGGACAACUUGCCGAUAAUGAUAGCAUAUUCCUCCCUGUUCUCAAGUUUUCUUGUUGAGAGAGUGGGGGAGAAGAUUGGACUAAGUUGUUUGAUUGCACUCAUUUCAGUUGCUUUUCUUAGUAUGAUUUAUGCAAGAACAUUUAAUGAUUUUCGGUUGUGCAUGACGUUCCAGCUGAUUCCAUGCAUAGCCAUUCCGGCUAUGGCAUUUUUGUUCCCACCCAAAUAUACUCACUCAAGAUAUUGGCUCUAUGCAGCAGGAGUUCAACUCCUAGCAAGAUUUGAAGCUGUCGCUGACAGGAAAAUAUAUCAUGCAAAUCAUUACAUUAUCAGCGGACAUUCCAUGGAGCAUUUGUGCUCGGCAGUUGUCCCUGUUCUGCUUUCAAUCAUGCUCUUGUUUAGAAAUACAAGAUUUCAAAGGAUUAUAACAGAUUAGGUGACUCUAAAGAGCGUCCAUGAAGUUGAGAAAAGAAGGCAUUCCCAUUGCGAUAGUUAUCAGGUGCCCCAGCAUAUACAAGGAAAUCAUUCGUGGGAAGCAACAGGUUAUUCAUAAUAGAUUUUGUUUACCAGUGAAGAUUUAGAUUCUGAUGUAACCUCUAUUUUGUACCAAAACUCAAAUUACUUAGUGAAGAACGAAGUAGAAUCUGUUGGUUGUAUCCUCUCUUAUUAUUAUUAUAUUUUUUUGGGAUGAUCUGUCUUUCAUAUGGUAGUUUUACUACCGGCUUACAAGACUCUGCCAUUUCGAGGCAAAUAUUCUGGACGUGUUGCUUGUUUUA
Messenger RNA from Pistacia vera, 1277 nucleotides. RefSeq lists its product as uncharacterized. Gene Ontology annotation, cellular component: membrane. Lineage: Eukaryota; Viridiplantae; Streptophyta; Magnoliopsida; Sapindales; Anacardiaceae. The transcript is spliced from 7 exons. Gene Ontology annotation, biological process: ceramide metabolic process. The coding region runs from base 143 to 937 and encodes 264 amino acids. The record is from RefSeq and is a predicted model, not a curated record. Gene Ontology annotation, molecular function: hydrolase activity, acting on carbon-nitrogen (but not peptide) bonds, in linear amides.